GUCAACCCACAGGGCGAGCCAACGCAAGGAACCCUGAAAGAGUAUUUCUAAAGAAAUCCUUAUUAUCUCAGUACAUCCUCCAACAAAUUUAAACUCAAUUCCAACCCAAAAUCACAAUGGCUGAAGAACAAAACGAAUCCGCUGCUUGGCCCGUCGCCGACAGCACUCUCUCCCAAGAGAUCCUCGAUCUCGUUCAACAAGCUCAACAUUACCGUCAAUUGAAGAAGGGAGCCAACGAGACCACCAAGACCCUCAACCGUGGUAUCAGCGAAAUUGUUAUCCUCGCCGCCGAUACCGCCCCAUUGGCCAUUCUUCUCCACCUUCCUCUUCUCUGCGAAGACAAGAACACCCCUUACGUUUACGUACCAUCCAAGACUGCUUUGGGACGUGCAUGCGGUGUCAGCAGAGCUGUCAUUGCAGCAAGCAUCACCACCAACGAGGCAUCCGACUUGAUGGGCCAAAUCAGAAGCUUGAAGGACAAGGUCGAGAGACUCCAAAUCUAAGCCCUGGAUUGGAUAGUACAUUGACCGGCGCUACACCUUAACUGCGUGAUGGCGGCAGGCAUUGGUUUAGGAAGAAAAGAAUCUAUGAGUUGAGGAUAGGCAAGAAAUCAAACUUGUACACAUAAUUACAGGUUACAAAUACAAAUCCAUGACUGAGAAACAGACUCAAAAAUGUGAUGACUUUGACAUUCUUGGUUCUUUUUCAUUUCCAUCAUCGAUUUUCAAAUGAGGCAUCGAUUAAUUUUU
This is a messenger RNA of Botrytis fragariae, 749 nucleotides long. Its product is annotated as putative small nucleolar ribonucleoprotein snu13 protein. Gene Ontology annotation, molecular function: RNA binding. Gene Ontology annotation, biological process: mRNA splicing, via spliceosome; maturation of SSU-rRNA. The transcript is spliced from 3 exons. Bases 117 to 503 code for a protein of 128 amino acids. Gene Ontology annotation, cellular component: U4/U6 x U5 tri-snRNP complex; nucleolus; box C/D methylation guide snoRNP complex. NCBI's taxonomy places the organism in Eukaryota, Fungi, Ascomycota, Leotiomycetes, Helotiales, Sclerotiniaceae. The record is from RefSeq and is a predicted model, not a curated record.